AUGGUUGAAAUUGAGGAAAUUGAGGAUACACGGGUCGAGAAUAGUUACCUUCAAAGUACAGCCGCUCAGAAUACAACGUCGGCGGCCAGGAUCGCAACUGGGGAUGCGGGAACCGUUGGGUCAAGAUCAGGAAGUGGAUCUGACGGAGCCAAGGUUGCCGGAGAACCGUCGGAUUUAGGAGGCGAUGGACGGCUAUCCUCGGCUGCGGGUUUCGAGGCGAGUCAAAACGGCGCUGCUGGGAGUGGGUCGGGGGCGGGAGGCGUGAAGGCGGGGGAGAAGGAGGAGGAAGGAAGAGGGGAGUCCGCGGGGGGAGGGGGGGCAGAGCGGGAAGGAGUGAAGGCGAGGGGAAAGGACUCCGCGGGGGAAGGGGAGGCGGAACGGGGAGGGGAAGACCUUCCUGGGGAGCAGGGUGGAUUCAAAGAUGCGCUCAGCGACUUGGCGGGGACUGGCGGAGAGGCGGCAGCGGGUGAAGAGGCGGAAGAGGUGUUCGAGGAUGCGCUGACAGAAGAAGAGCUGCGCAAGGUGAGCGGAAGUGAGGUGGGGGGAAAGGGGAAUGGAGGGGGGAGGGGGAAGGUGGAAGGGGGAAGGUGGAAGGGGGAAGAAGAGGAGCUGCGCAAGGUGAGCGAAGGGAGGGGUGGGGGAAGGGGAAAUGGGGAGAGGGGACGUGGAAAAGGGAACCAGGAGAGGGCGGAAGAGGAGUUUGAAGAUGCGCUUACAGAAGAGGGGCAGCGCAAGAAAGCUCUGGCGGAAGCAGAGGUGAUUAAAGCGAGGGGGAACGAGGAGUACAAGCGGGGUGACUAUAACGCAGCCCUGGAGAGCUACAGCAACGCGCUGGCAGCGGCGCCUGGGGCGGAACAUGCAGAGGCGAAGGAGUCACGAGCGAUUUACCAUGCCAACAGAGCCAUGUGCCACCUGCAGCUGAAGGAUUAUGAUGCGUGUGUUACAGAGAGCACAGCAGCCAUUGAUCUGAAGCCGGACUAUGUGAAAGCGAUCAUGCGACGAGCACAGGCAUGGGAGAAGCUGGACAAGCUUGAAGAGGCGCUGGGAGAUUAUAAGAAAGUGUUGGAGGUGGACAAAACCAACGCACAAGCCAGAUCAUCUGCCAGGCGAUUGGAGCCCAUUGUCGAAGAGAGGAGGGAAAAGCUUAAAGAGGAAAUGUUGGGCAAAUUGAAGGACCUUGGGAACUCCGUUUUGGGCCACUUUGGAAUGAGUGAGCUGGGUAUCACCUACCAACUCUAUUCGCAUCCACCGGUGCUUACAGUGGAGGAGCAGGCUGCACAAGUGACAGGAGCUACAGGGGAGUUUACCAAGAACCUUCUACUUAAGGACAAGAAGGGUCGGCUGAUUCUCAUCUCUGCACUCACCAAGACCAAGAUUGAUCUCAAGUUGCUGUCGCAGAGGCUGGGGCUGGGCAAGGGAGGAUUGCGCAUGGCACCAGACGAGAAUUUGGCUGCGGUGCUGCAGGUGCCUGCUGGCUGCGUGACUCCUCUGGCGCUCUUCAACGAUUCUGCCAAAGACGUGGUGCUGCUGCUGGAUCAAGGGUUCGCCUCCCAGCAGCACCUGCUCUUCCACCCUCUCUCCAACGACGCCACUGUUGCGUUGACUCGAGAGACGUUUGAGUCUUUCCUUGGCACGGUUGGCCGCUCUGAGCCAGCUUAUGUGGACCUUGAGGCCAACGUGGUGGUGGGCAAGGAUCAACCGCCCGACCUCGCUUCUCUUCUCCCCGCCGCUUCCACCGCUGCCGCAGCAGGAGAUGCCGCCUCUGCACCUACAAGUGCCGCCACCAGCACUACCAGCGGUGCCAGUGCCAGUUCUAAUACUGGUGGCAAUGGCAACGCCCCCAAGGCCGGUGCUGCUGCAGCUGGGAAGGGGAAGUCAGCUUCUCAGAAGAAGACAGCGGCUGCCGUACCAAAGGGGCCACCGGGCGAUGACGUGGCAACUUGCAUGACACGGAUAUUGGACAUGCUGACAGAGCACAUGAAGAAAUGUAGUGGUGACUCUGCGACUGCGGAUCAAUCUUCUAGUGCCAGCAAAGCCAAUGAGGAGCUUGCAUUGAAUCUUCAGCACACCCUG
Molecule: messenger RNA, 2073 nt
Organism: Closterium sp. NIES-65
Lineage: Eukaryota; Viridiplantae; Streptophyta; Zygnematophyceae; Desmidiales; Closteriaceae
Source: the annotation of a GenBank genome assembly